Molecule: messenger RNA, 2709 nt
Organism: Hermetia illucens (black soldier fly)
Lineage: Eukaryota; Metazoa; Arthropoda; Insecta; Diptera; Stratiomyidae
Product: protein GPR107
Exons: 10
Coding region: 107-1768 (553 amino acids)
Biological process (GO): transport
Cellular component (GO): membrane; Golgi apparatus
Source: RefSeq, a predicted model, not a curated record
CUUGUCAAUGUUAUUGUUGGAUGUGUGACACACAUCUUUUAGGUGGCAGCGACUGCAAACACAGCGGAAAAUUCAUUAAUUGGAACGAAAUUACGCAAAGACAGCGAUGAGAUUAAUUUUGUUUACAUUGACCGUCCUUUUGGCGGCAUGUAAUGGACGUAAACAUCAUCUGGAAGUGCGGGACGAUACGCGGCCGUAUAUUGCGCUGAGUACGUUCGGGUUCUACCAGGGCGGCAUAUUGGAUGUGAAACUCAGCAGUUUUCAGGUGCAACCUGGGCAGGAGAACAAAGUGUUCGGAUUAUCCCUGGACAGAACACUUUCCGAUGCCAUGAAUCCGUAUCUCGACUCGCACCAGGACAAGUGCAUCCUGGAAGAGCCGGUCGGGCAGCAGACCAGCGGCCCAAUCGUGUUCUUCCUGAUGGAUCUCAAAAAUAAGACAGUGCACGUAAAUUGCUCCGCUGACUGGAAUAUACGUAUAUUCAAAAAUCGAACAAGUAUAUCGGCGAUUCGCGCCAAACGGCACUCCUUCGCCGAAGUGAGUGACUCAGCCUUCAUCAUGCAACGCAGGCGUAAACGCGACACGAUUCCGACCGAUGGACACAAGGAUAGCGUCGAAAACCAAGCAUGCAACAAACUGGAGCUGCCUAUGACCGUGGAAAAGAAAGACAAGUUCAACUACUACAGCAUGAACUUUGCCAUGUACGUCGCCAUGAAAGCGGACGAAGGGCUCUAUAAUUUGUACUUCCACGCGUGUCCAAACUAUCAGACAAUGCCACUGAGCUUAUCGUUCAAUGUUGAUAUCGAGGAAAACAACAGUGGCAACUUCUUGUCGGCCGGAGAAAUGCCCUUGCCAGCGCUCUAUUUCAUGAUGUCACUACUUUUCUUCUUGUCGGGGUUGUUUUGGGUGUUUAUUUUGAAGAAGAGCAGACAUGUCGUCUUCAAAAUUCACUACAUCAUGGCUGUGCUGGUGUUCCUCAAAUCGCUGUCGUUGAUGUUCCACGCGAUCAACUACCACUUCAUCGAGACCAUCGGCGAGCACGUGGAGGCGUGGGCAAUCCUCUAUUACAUCACACAUUUGUUGAAGGGAGCUGUCCUGUUUAUCACUAUUGUCCUCAUUGGAACUGGCUGGACGUUCAUCAAACAUAUUCUCGCUGACAAAGACAAGAAACUGUUCAUGAUUGUGAUACCACUCCAGGUUUUAGCCAACGUAGCCGAAAUCAUCAUCGCCGAGAGCGAAGAAGGUGACGCCGAACAUCGGACCUGGCGAUAUAUUUUCAUAUUUGUCGAUUUGCUAUGCUGCGGCGCCAUCCUAUUCCCCGUUGUAUGGUCUAUCCGGCAUUUGGACGAUGCAUCCGCCACUGACGGCAAAGCUGCCAUAAAUCUCCGGAAGCUAAAAUUAUUCCGUCAGUUCUACAUCAUGAUCGUCUGCUACAUCUACUUCACACGUAUCAUCGUGUACUUGCUGAAGAUAACCGUUGCCUUCCAGUACGUGUGGCUUGACGAGAUGUUCCGCGAAAUGGCAACCUACGUAUUUUUCGUUUUGACCGGAUACAAGUUCCGCCCCGCUUCGGCGCAUCCGUACUUCACUGUCGAGAACGAGAGUGACGAGGACGAAGUCGAAGUGCUGACAGAGUCCGGCCUGACGGAGGGACUUCACAAAACCAAAGUAUUGAACCGCACAGCCCCGCCAGCCACUAUUGUGGAGGCGAAUGAAGAAGAGCGAGAGAAUCUGAUAAGUAAGCGAGAGUCUAGUCAUGAGUAUGAUUAAAGUUGUGUUGGAACGACUGACCCUGUAUCUAGCAUCUGGUAUUGGUUAUCAACUAGGCGCUGUGUUAUUGUAUAGAUUUUUAGUUCAUACGAAUUCCCUUUGUUUUUCCUUUCGAUCCGACCGAGACUAAAUCCCGAACCACAUUUCCCAGCCGUCCCAACUCCCAAACAUAUUCGAACACAAACCACAGACUGAACUCCCCGACAACAAAGGAAACAAGUUGCUUACUCCCUUUUCCCCUCACACCAAAAACCCAUAGUCUCGGCCCCAUCGGAAGCGACAAAGUAUCCUUUUUAUAUUUUAAAUUACAAAAGAAAAAUGUGCUAUAAAAACAAACCACGAAUGAAUAUUUUGUUACGAUUACGACUUUAUUGUAGAGUUGGAGGACGAUAUUUUUCGAGAAAGUUAGACGAGACGUAAACAUAUUUAUUCCUUGUACGAGUUUGGGCUUAGUCAUAAUGUUAUUCUUCAUUUUUCAAAUAAUAUCCACAAGUAAUACGCAUUAUCAAUCAUUACGUAAUAUUAGUGACACAUGGAACCAAUAAAGUAAACUCUAAAGAUUUACGUACCUGCAGCGCGUGCAGGAGACGGAGAGGACCGAAAUCGAUCUGCUCAAGUUUAGUGCAACUUAUCCAAUUAUACGCAAUUUUUUCCAAGAUGAGUGAAAACCUUUUGUAACCCUUUUUCGGUAGGUUUCAUUGAACGCGACGAAAUCUAGUUCUGAAGAAGAGUCAUUCACCUGAACGCAUUCAUUUUAAGGCAGCUCACUGUCGGUUUUAUUAUUAGAGCAAUAUUUUCUUUGAGGGCUACUUUCCAGUAUGAUCACUUUUGUCUUUAUUAAAGCGAAUGUAAUAUUCCAAAUUUGUAUACUUAUUCGUACUGUAUUAUUGAAACAUUUUUGUAGUAAGUAAUAUUUCUUAAAUAUAUAGAUAUGGAUCUAA